AUGACGGACCCACCUUCAUCGACUGAUCCUCAGGUCUUCCUGUGUGUUGACGAGUCAUUUACAUCGACUCAGAAACAUGAACCUACGGCUGACUCUCUACAUGUCGAUGCCAUUGAUACUCCGGUGCUCCCUGCCGAGCCGGAGUCUGUGGCUGUUACAUGUGCCGAUCCAAUCGAUACUCCAUUGUCUCCUGCUGAGCGUAUCACCGUUACACGCGGUGAUUCAAUUGAUGCUCCAUUUCUCCCUGCCGAGUCGGAGUCUGUGAAUGUUACGCUUGAGCCGAUCAAAUCACUCCAUAUCAGUCAAGACCAGUCCAAGGCAUCCCUUUCAAAUGGCAACACGAGUAUCAAGUCCGAGAAAGCAACUGAUUCACUCGAUCAGUCCGCUACCGAUAUAUCCCCACCGGGCCAACACGUGGAUAGUCAGGUCAAGAUUGAGCUAAUCUCGCUUCUUGAACCCUCGGAGGAAGAGAGCCCUUCCCAAGGUGCGAUCAACGAGGUGACCAAGGGUCCAACUUCAAAACAUCCGGAACGGGUCAGAUCAAUUGUCACUCGAUCCAUGGCCAAAGUACAGUCGUCAAUCAAAAAAGAGCGAGACAUUAAGCAGCAGCCUGGUGUGCCGGACACAGGGCAGGUUCGGCCACCAUUCAGCUUCCUGAAACCCCCUCAACCAGUGCCAAUUAUCACUACGGCGGGGCCAAAGAGGAAGCAGGUACCAGUGGUAAAUCUGGAAGAAGAGCCCGUAGACGGCAAAAAGGCAAGUCCUAAGGUAGAGGGUGGCAAAUCCGAGGCACCUGAUGCAUUCUCUGAAUUGAUCAUCAUUGAAGAUGACACCGAUGAUGAGGAUCAAUAUUCCAAAUCUCAAGUUGAGACGGCCAAAGCAUCGACAUGCCCCAGUGGUCUCGCAACUUCUUUAGUCAAAUAUACGUAUCUAAAGUCGUCACACUUCCCCCGUUGGGUAGGAGCUAAAACUUUGUUCGAUUGUCGCUCAGACGGUGGACGACUGUGGAAAUUCUUUGUCUUUUAUGGCGCUGGUCGCCCUUUUCCCGCGCAUCUCAUGAAGAUGCUCCAGGAAUGGCAUAAUUUUCAUCCAGAUGUUCAGGCUCCAUGCUCGAAUACAUCGUUCAGGGGGAAUUAUUCAAGGGCUUCCUCAACUGAAUUGACACGCCAAGUUUUCAGUGAGAGCGGAGAGGAGCUGUGUCUUUGUAUUUACCGUGUCGGUAUGGAUAUACGCUUCCUGCAUAGGGAAUACUUUGCGGCUGUUAUCUUCUCGGAGAAAGACCAGCCUCGGUUAGUUCGAUCCUCAAAAGCACUCCAAGUUCAGACUUGUGAUACAUUUGAAAUGAAAGGGGCCCCGAGAGUGACGCGGCUGGAUUACUUCGUCACUUGGCUAGGAGUGAAGAAAGGCUGGGAGUCUGAAGUUUGUGCGGUUGAAACGAAAUCGAAAGAGCGCCUAGAAUUUGACCCUGAGCUUUUCAAGGCAGCCCAUGCGCAUAAGGGCUGUCAUAUUCUGACCACAUUGGAGCACAAUGCGUCUCCCUGA
Penicillium cataractarum is the source of this 1542-nucleotide messenger RNA. RefSeq lists its product as uncharacterized. The transcript has a single exon. Lineage: Eukaryota; Fungi; Ascomycota; Eurotiomycetes; Eurotiales; Aspergillaceae. The coding region runs from base 1 to 1542 and encodes 513 amino acids. The record is from RefSeq and is a predicted model, not a curated record.